Oppiella nova is the source of this 1015-nucleotide messenger RNA. The record is from the annotation of a GenBank genome assembly. Lineage: Eukaryota; Metazoa; Arthropoda; Arachnida; Sarcoptiformes; Oppiidae.
UGGCCUAAUAUUUGGAUUUAUAUUGAGGUCCAUAUUCACAAUAAAUCCAUUGGCUUUAACAUACCUUGCAUUACCCGGGACAUUAAUUAUCAGGGCCUUUAUGAUGAUUAUCGUACCGCUCAUUAUAGCAUCCCUGUCCACAAGUAUCGCUGGCACUAAGGAGGGCGAAAAUAAACGGCUAAUUAUAUACACAUUUCUAUUGAUCAUAUUGUUUGCGUCAUUUUGUUCAUCAUUUGGCGCUAUAAUGGUGUCGGUUAUGAAACCCGGGGUCAGACCUACGGCUGAUAUUGAAAGGGAUAGGGAUGAUAGUCAGGGAUCAGUAGGUUUUGAUGUCAAACAAAUGAUCGCGAGUCAGGACGAGAGUAUUUAUGAUGUGUUUAUGAAUCUAAUACCGGAUAACAUAAUCGCCGCCACAUUUACCACGCAUUACACGGCACUGGUAGCCAUAGACAAGCAUAACCUGACGUUAGGUUAUAAGAAACAGGCGGAACGGGCGUUCAAACCUAAUUUGUUGGGUUUGUGUGUAUUCUCACUAAUACUCGGUUUUGCGGUUUUAAAUUUGGGUCCAAAGGCCGACACUAUUAAAUGCAUUUUAGUCGAGACCAAUGCCGUGGCUAUGAAAAUAUUGACGGCACUUAUCAGGAUAAUGCCGAUCGGUAUGUUUUGCUGGAUGACGGUACAGGCUAUUAAAAUGAAGGCACCGGGCAAAAUGUUAGGACAAUUAGCCUGGUUUUAUGGCACUGUAUUCCUAACGUACGGCUGUAUCUGGUUCAUAUUCUAUCCGACCAUUUAUUUUAUAUUAACAAGGAAGAAUUGUUUCAAAAUGUAUUUCAAUAUAAUUCCGGCUAUGAUUGUCGCGUUGGGAUCAUCAUCAAGGGAGGGCUUGAGAACGGCAACUAACAUUACUGGCGACUCUGUAAUCGCACAUAUCGUUCAAAAAUUGAUCAAGAUGGACAAUUCAGUUGAAAAGAACAGCAGUAAUAAUAGAGAAAUGGAACAAAUGAGUAUAUUUUAA